Messenger RNA from Schistosoma mattheei, 1348 nucleotides. The record is from the annotation of a GenBank genome assembly. Lineage: Eukaryota; Metazoa; Platyhelminthes; Trematoda; Strigeidida; Schistosomatidae.
CUUGAUUCUAUAACUCCCGCGUUCUAUAACCACGUUCGUAACCGCGAGUGUACACGAGUAGUCCCCAACUCAGAAAAGUGGAAUAUACAGUUAAGAAGUAAAAGGAAAUUAUAAAGAGUACGAAGAUCGAAUACAUUUAUCCACCAUUUAGCGGCUUGGUGUAGAUUUUCACCUAAGUUGAUGAUAAUUGCUAUCCUUUGCUUCUUGUUGGUGUUUCUUCAAUAUGUUGAUUUAGGGCGUGACGACUUGGACCGACACAUAUUUGGCCAGGGCAUAAUUUAUAGUACGUAGAUGUGGCCACUUAUUCUUCACUUCAUACGUACCAAUGUUCGGUAUGUGGCGUUGCCAUUUGCUGUCAUUGUUGGUUCCAUUGGAUUUAAAGCAGAAAGUUGGUUUCGUAGUCAAGAAGCGAUAUCUAGUUCAAUGCAUAAUCCUAAACAAACCACCUCGGAAGCCCGCCGAAAACGCCAAUUAACUAAGGAUUUAAAUAUUGCUUUAAAUGAUUUGUCUGUUAACUCUGAGGGUGAACUUCGCUAUCGUAGUGAUCCUAUUUUUAAUAAAAACAAGUGAAUGAGAAACUGUUUCGUUCUUACGUCACCUUUUUUGGAAAACUUCAACAGUAUUCACUUGCCAUAAAUAUGACAUCUUUAUUGUCAUAAUUAUUGUUUUUUCCAUGGUAGAGUGAUCUGUAACGUCUACUCCUUCAUAGACCACAAUAAAAAAAUAAUUCUUUUCGAUCAAUCAAACUAUCACCAAAAUUCAGUAGAUAAAUAAACUUGAUAGUAAACUCCUGUGAUUGUUCCUUAUUGCUGAUCCGUUGAUUUUAUAUCAGAAUACGAAUUUUGAUUGAAGAUUAAUUGAACACAAUUAUAAGAAAAUGUAAUCAAUUAAAUAACCUUAAUUCAAUUUGCAAUUAGUUUGUCCUUAAAAUUAUCAAUUUAAAUGAGUAUGAAUUAAUUCAAAUUCUCAUUGACUAAAUGAAAUUGACUUGUACAUUAAUUGAACUAUGGGCUGUAAUAUUUAUUUUAAUUAUACAAUUGGACGACAUUAUUAUCCUAUUAUAUUGAUAUGACUCAUUACAAUACGACACGCAAUAGUUGUCUGUUUAUUGGUGCAUUCCGCUUAAUGACUAUAGUAUAUUUAAUUAUUGUACUAAUCAAAUUGUUAUUUUUACGUUUAGAAACAGUCAGUCAGUUACGACGUAGGACCAAGCACAUAUAUGCAUCGGUCCAAGUUGCCACACCUUAUUAGCAUAGCAAGAUGAACACCGGAUUCAUAGUAGUUAAGGGUGGUAAUAUGUAAAAAAAAGAUUGCAUGUAAGGAUAUAGUACAGGAGGAAAUAUUUAGU